AUGCCCUCAGAGAGGGAUUUACUGGGGACUGUUGAAAGUCUAUUCGAGCGCCUUAAACAAGAAGGCAAAAUUACACCCAACAACAUCAAGGACCAUCAAUUGACACUCUGUGUCUAUGUGUGUGAAGUGGAAGAUUGGGAAGAAGACGAUGAUGGCCUCACAUCAAGUUAUACUAGCUCAUUCCGACCCUGUAGGAACCCGGCGGUAGAAAGUCCCAUUCAGGUUGAACUUGCGUAUGAUGAAUACGAAUUUGAGAGGACCACAUUUACUACUGAUACAUAUGGGAAUCUUUUGGAGCAUGUUAGCCUCGAUACUGAGACGAUCAAGAUUGCCAGAGACUGGAGGAGGCACGUUAGUGACAAGCCUGCUAGUGGUUACAUUUCGAAAGGGUUCAUGAAGUUUGCAUUUGCAGGGCAAACAGGUGGGAAAAUGUAUGCCAUAUUUCAAUGUAAGCUGGAACAAGUGGUUGAAGCGCAAAAUUCAAUCGAUUUGAUUGCUGAGUUGUGCCUUCUGGCCCUGGGUCAGUAUUUUGCAAACUCCUUCGAACCGAGGGUAAGGGCCAUGGGUGCAGCAGUUGAACCAAGUAAGUUGCUGAACCAACUGUGGGCGGGACUCAUAGUUCUUGCCACCAGGCAUUCGUGGAAUUUUGAAGGUGCCUUUAUGGGAAAGGUCACAUCGGGGAUGCUACCACAUCCAGCUGAUGGCGAAGAAGACAAUCGCAGUCUCAUCUACCCCAUCUUUUUGGUGGCCCCACUUAUCGCGACAACUGGUCUGUACAAAGAGAGGAAAUUCAGUGGAAACGAUCAGGCUGGCAACAAUAAUGAUGAGGUUGGGCGUGUCAUAGAUGCCUACUCUCAUCAUGUUCUUGUCGAUAGCAAUGGGUUCCUGCUUCUUUCGGACUUGCAAGGUGUAGUUGGGCCUGAUAAAGAGGUUAUCCUUUUCGAUCCUCAAGCACAUUCUUUUACUUGUGAAACAGGCUUUUGGGAUGGCGGUCGCAUAUGCAUGGAGGAAUGGCAGAAGCAACACACAUGUCAGGCUCUUUGCCGAAAAUUGGGACUGAAAGACGCUGUUGUUACCUUGGGUGAGUGUGAAUUGACACCACCACUGGUGGAACGACCACUUCGUUUCGGAUUUCCUUCCCCCAAGAAAGAAGUCCAUGAUUAG
Molecule: messenger RNA, 1164 nt
Organism: Laccaria bicolor S238N-H82
Lineage: Eukaryota; Fungi; Basidiomycota; Agaricomycetes; Agaricales; Hydnangiaceae
Exons: 6
Coding region: 1-1164 (387 amino acids)
Biological process (GO): protein phosphorylation
Molecular function (GO): ATP binding; protein serine/threonine kinase activity
Source: RefSeq, a predicted model, not a curated record